UUUUGAUUCAUCCAGGCGGAACGAGAUGGAAUUGGAACGAGAUUGGACCAGGUCGAAUCGUAGUGAACCUAGUGAGAUAGUGACUAUUGACACUCUAAGGUUAGCUACUAUAUCAACAAACUUGACAUCCGUCAAUAGUAUUACAUUUCUGUAAUUUGAUUCAGGUUUUCAAUAAACUUGUAUAUUACUUGUAUAAGUAAGUACACUUGUGGUCUACUUGAGAUCUACUUGGGAAUUAUCAAAAUUUAUUGCAUCAAGUUUCUACAGAUAGCUUCAUCAUGUCAAUGAGGCCAGACGAUCACAGAAAAAAAUGGGACAGAGAGGAGUACGAAAAAAUAGCAUUGGCCCGCUUGCAAGCAGAAAUAGCAGAGGAAGAAUUAGGAUUACCCAAGCAACCAGCUGUCAAAAGGGAACUUUUGAAGCAAAGAGAUUAUAAAGUUGAUCUCGAAUCGAAAUUAGGAAAAAGUGUAGUUAUAAACAAAAACACACCUUCAUCUCAAAGUGGCGGAUACUAUUGCAAUGUAUGUGACUGUGUUGUAAAAGACUCAAUCAACUUUUUAGAUCACAUUAAUGGAACUAAACAUCAACGCAAUUUGGGUAUGUCAAUGAAAGUUGAACGUUCAACAUUAGAUCAAGUUAAAGCAAGAUUUGCUUUAAACAAAAAAAAACUGGAGGAGAAAAAAAAAGACUAUGAUCUGGAACAAAGAGUUAGAGAAUUGAAAGAAGAAGAAGAAAAAAUCAAAGAAUAUAGGAAAGAAAAAAGAAAAGAUAAGAAAAGAAAAAUAGACGAAACACUAAAUGAUGACGACGAUGGACCCAAGGAUGACAUGGCUGCAAUAAUGGGAUUUUCAGGAUUUGGAACAUCAAAAAAAAAAUAAUCUAUUAUAAAAUCGUUUUAGAUUAAAAAUUGUUUACGUAAUUAUAAAAAACCUGA
This is a messenger RNA of Trichogramma pretiosum, 934 nucleotides long. RefSeq names its product zinc finger matrin-type protein 2. Gene Ontology annotation, cellular component: U4/U6 x U5 tri-snRNP complex; spliceosomal complex. The coding region runs from base 279 to 878 and encodes 199 amino acids. NCBI's taxonomy places the organism in Eukaryota, Metazoa, Arthropoda, Insecta, Hymenoptera, Trichogrammatidae. Gene Ontology annotation, biological process: mRNA splicing, via spliceosome. Gene Ontology annotation, molecular function: nucleic acid binding; zinc ion binding. The record is from RefSeq and is a predicted model, not a curated record. The transcript is spliced from 3 exons.